Molecule: messenger RNA, 527 nt
Organism: Girardinichthys multiradiatus
Lineage: Eukaryota; Metazoa; Chordata; Actinopteri; Cyprinodontiformes; Goodeidae
Gene: rps27.1
Product: ribosomal protein S27, isoform 1
Exons: 4
Coding region: 49-303 (84 amino acids)
Biological process (GO): ribosomal small subunit assembly; translation
Cellular component (GO): ribosome; cytosolic small ribosomal subunit
Molecular function (GO): structural constituent of ribosome; RNA binding
Source: RefSeq, a predicted model, not a curated record
CGCUUCCGGUGAUACCUCCUUUUCGGCAGCGGCUAUUUCCUCGCCAACAUGCCACUCGCAAAAGACUUGUUGCACCCAUCCCCUGAGGAGGAGAAGAGGAGACACAAGAAGAAGCGUCUCGUCCAGAGUCCCAACUCUUAUUUUAUGGAUGUCAAAUGUCCAGGAUGCUACAAGAUCACAACGGUGUUCAGCCACGCUCAGACAGUCGUGCUGUGCGUAGGCUGUUCAACGGUCCUGUGUCAGCCCACUGGAGGCAAAGCACGUCUCACAGAGGGGUGCUCGUUCAGAAGGAAGCAGCACUAGCUGUUCUUCCUGAAGCUGAAGGGGAGAGGAGGGGAUGGACUGGUUGAUAUCGGCAUCUCCUGCCUCGAGACAACCGCGACGGCAGAGCCUGUGGUCCCGAAUUGAUACGAGACCAGAUGAUUUAACAGGACAGAGGAUGUUUUCUCUGUUUGUGUUGACCUAUUGGUUGUUGCUUUAAUUCCUCCCUCCAACCCUGUCUCUCUAAAUAAAAUGUUUUCGCUAAA